Molecule: messenger RNA, 1403 nt
Organism: Exophiala oligosperma
Lineage: Eukaryota; Fungi; Ascomycota; Eurotiomycetes; Chaetothyriales; Herpotrichiellaceae
Exons: 2
Coding region: 388-1065 (225 amino acids)
Biological process (GO): protein transport; endosome transport via multivesicular body sorting pathway; late endosome to vacuole transport
Cellular component (GO): ESCRT III complex; multivesicular body
Source: RefSeq, a predicted model, not a curated record
CUAUUGUUACCACCCACCGUUGUUCUCAUACUGCACGACCACGCUCUUUUGUGGCCCCCACUGUCUUCGACACCAUCAUCCUCCAACCUGAAAAGGACCAGUCCAAUUAUCGCUCUCCAGUGGGCACAGAUCUACGUCCAUCAGCCCUACAAAAGUCAACGUACCGAUAUCAUCAUCGCUUCUGGUCGGAGACGACUGUGAUCAAUCUACUCGUUCCAGGUUCAACGCAUCUGGUCUCACCGAACACGCCCUAGCUCGUACCGCACGAGGCAUUCACCUGGACCCUGACUGGGUUGUCGUCAUGGGUAAAUAGUCUACGCCGAGGUGUUUGUUGUCACGAACAGGCACCACAUAGACAGAGCCUAUAUCACCUCCGCUUCCUUCGCGAUGCAGUCCUUCAAGGCUGUCUUCUUCAAGCCGGAUCCGCAAGAACAGAAACGAAAAUGCAGUCAGAUCAUUCGCAAGAAUGUUCGAACCCUAGAUCGAGACAUCACGAAUCUCAAAGUUACCGAACAAAAGACGAGAAGUUUGAUAUUGCAGUCAUCCCGAAGGGCGCAGAAGAAUCCCUCGCAGGCGACACAGGGCGCAGCAGAAGCACGCAUCUUCGCCCGAGAGCUGAUCCGGGUGCGGAAACAGGCGGCAAGAUUACACACAAGUAAAGCACAAUUACAGAGUGUGGAGAUGCAAGUCAAUGAAGCCUUCUCGGUACGGAAGAUCGAGGGCAGCUUGAAAGCCAGUACCGGUAUCAUGAAGGACGUCAAUACGCUGGUCCGGCUACCUGAGUUGACUGGAACGAUGCAAGAGCUGAGUCAGGAACUUAUGAAGGCUGGCAUAAUUGAGGAGAUGGUCGGGGAUACACUACCGAACGAUGAACUACUGGAAGGAGAAGACGAGGAAGCAGAGACAGAAGUCGACAAGGUCCUCGGCGAGGUAUUGAAGGGAAAACUGGGAGCUCCAGAACAGCAAGUUCCUCAAGUUUCCGUGGACACAGCGGCCGAAGAGGAAGAAGACCGCGAGGCCGAGUUAGAACAAAUGCGAGGCCGAUUAGAGGCUCUGAAGAGUUGAAACAGCGUACGGAGUGGAAUGUAUUGAAAUCAUACUCGUGUGCCUGUGAUGUGUGUGGCAGGUUGUCUCUUUGAUCAGGCGUUGGGAAGGACUUGAUGAUAUGAGAGACACAUAUUCUGUAUACGUGAACGAGAAGACGUUUUGAUGAUUGACCCGCCUAGCUAGCUCUUCUGGAUCGCUUGGAUCACGCUGAGACUGGCCUCCAUCUCGCGUUUGUUGCAUGGAUCUAGCAAUCAAGGAAUACGAAAACGAGGCCAUUCUCUAUGGUCACGUGAUUGUCGUAUUGCCAUUUUGAUGGGAUCCGAAAGCGGAAUGGCGUGACAGGUGAGAGGCUGGAG